AUGCAAACAAUUUUGAGAAGAGUCAUACAAAAUCGCACAAUUCGGACCGCAGCGAUUAUUGCACCUCAUUUCUUAAAAAUAUAUUUGAGAUUUAUCAACACAAUGGCUUAUUACAAGGGAUGGCGAUACGUCGCCUUUUUAACUGGUUUCGUUGGGUUCAUAGGAGUAACACUUUAUCCAAUAAUAAUUAGUCCAAUGAUGGAUUCUUCGGAAUAUAAAAAAAUACAAAAGGUAGCAAGGAAAAAUAUAAGACAGGAGGAUAUUCAACCAGGCAAUAUGAAGGUGUGGUCAGACCCAUUUGAUCGAAAAAAGCCAGAAAGUGAAUAA
Chilo suppressalis (striped riceborer) is the source of this 327-nucleotide messenger RNA. Lineage: Eukaryota; Metazoa; Arthropoda; Insecta; Lepidoptera; Crambidae. The record is from the annotation of a GenBank genome assembly.